GCAAGGGGCAGCAGGACUUAAAUGUUUGCACAAGUUAAUGUACACGUUUGAGAGAGCACUUCUGUGGACAGAAUCAACACGUGCUCACGAAUACUGGGUUACUGAUUAGAGAUGCUUUUAUAAGAUCUUUGACGACCAAAGUCCCGUUUGGAAAAGCUCCAGUACACAUCUAUAUCUCGACAGGACGCCUGCUACAGUUCAGCAUCUACCUCUGACACACCAUGAGAGCUGAUGCCAAAAAACAGCCAGAGCCAUGCUGCUCCAAACUCAAGCUGUUCCUGGCUUCGCUGUCCUUUGUCUACUUUGCCAAAGCCUUCCAGGGGAGUUACAUGAAGAGUUCCAUCACUCAGAUCGAGAGACGCUUCGACAUCCCCAGCUCCUUGAUAGGGGUCAUCGAUGGAAGUUUUGAGAUAGGGAACCUGCUGGUGAUUGCCUUCGUCAGUUACUUUGGUGCAAGGCUCCACCGCCCACGGCUGAUUGGAGCUGGGUGUCUGUUCAUGGCUGCCGGGUCCAUCUUCACUGCUCUACCUCACUUCUUCCAGGGCCGGUACCAGUAUGAAACAACUGUCACACAGCCCACUGGCAUCAAUUCAACUGAGAGCGUCCAUCCGUGCCUGGCCAAUCAGAGCCAAGCACUGAACAACAAUGAUCUCUCAUUGGAGAGUGUAGCAGCGUGUGAGAAAGAGGCGGGCUCCUCCAUGUGGAUCUACGUGUUCCUGGGAAACAUGCUGAGGGGGAUUGGUGAAACCCCUGUCAUGCCUCUGGGCGUGUCCUACCUGGACGACUUCGCCAGGGAAGAGAACACGGCAUUUUACCUGGCCUGCAUACAGACCGUGGGCAUUGUAGGACCUAUGUUUGGGUUUCUCCUGGGCUCCUUCUGCGCCAAACUGUACGUGGACAUCGGCGCUGUGGAUUUAGAGACUGUGUCCAUCAACCACAAGGACUCUCGCUGGGUGGGGGCCUGGUGGUUGGGCUUCCUGGCGACCGGGGCUGUGAUGCUGCUGGCCGGGGUGCCGUUCUGGUUCCUGCCCAAGUCUCUCCCGAAGCAGGGGGAGGAGAACAGCCAGCCUGUGGAUGACCCUGCUGGCGAGCAGGACCAUUUCAUUCCAGAGAGCACUGCGCCUGCUGAGAGGCCACGCCCUGUUACCUUCUCUGAACUGGCUAAAGAUUUCCUGCCAUCUUUGAGAAGACUUUUUAGCAACACAGUGUUCCUGCUCAUAAUAUGUGUCUCCCUUGUGCAAGUCAAUGGCUUCAUUGGAAUGAUCACCUUCAAACCCAAAUUCAUGGAGCAGGUCUAUGGCCAGUCUCCUUCCAAGGCCAUCUUCUUAAUAGGCGUUAUGAAUCUGCCUGCAGUGGCCCUAGGGAUCAUCACUGGUGGGUUUGUGAUGAAAAGGUUCAAGCUGAGUGUCCUGGGGGCUGCGAGGAUGUCCGUCAGUGCCUCCAUCCUGUCUUUCCUCUCCCUGCUCAUCCAGUACUUCCUGCAGUGUGAGAACUCGCAAGUGGCUGGGCUGACAGUGUCCUACCAGGGGUUAAAGGGGGUGUCGUACCAACCAGAGACUCUACUGUCCCAGUGCAACAUGGAAUGCUCCUGUUCACUCAAGCACUGGGACCCUGUGUGCGCCUCCAAUGGCAUCACAUACGCCUCCCCCUGCCUCGCUGGCUGCCAGAGCUCCAGUGGUUCUGGAAAAGGGAUGGUCUUCCACAACUGCACGUGCAUGGACACAUGGCCCGUUCCUGCUGCCAACACCUCAGCCAUCCUCGGGCAGUGUCCACGCCAGGAAGACUGUGAUAGAAUGUUCAAGUACUACAUGGCGGUGUCAGUAGUGGGGGCCUUUGUGUCCGCCUGUGGGGCCACGCCCGGGUACAUAGUCCUGCUCAGGUCAAUACAGCAGGAUCUGAAAUCUCUGGCCCUUGGCAUGCAUAUCUUGAUUGUCAGAACUUUGGGUGGGAUUCCUCCACCCAUAUAUUUUGGGGCAUUGAUUGACAGGACAUGUCUGAAGUGGGGCUCUAAGCGAUGUGGAGGACGUGGGGCUUGUAGACUGUACGACUCAAGCGCGUUCAGAGUAACGUUUCUUGGACUGAUCUACGGACUUUACUCCAUGUCCUACCUGCUGUGGAUAGUGCUCUAUGCCAAACUGGUUCAGAGACAAAAGAAACUGGCCAUGCUUGAUCAGGCCAAGGCUGGUGGACAGGAAGGGGACGAGAUCAAUAUCUCCAAUGGAAAAACCCUGUCUGAAGGAAAUCUGAAAAGCGAGAAAGAGCAGGAGAAAGAGAGCACCAUAUGAGGCAUUCUCUCACUGUCCCUGUACCCUCCCACCACCAUCCCCCCCUGCCCCCACCCACUUAUAGUCACUGCACCCUCUUGCCUUAGUCCAGCAUCCUCACUGUGCUCACUAAUGACUUGACUCUCCCUGCCAAUUCCCUGCCUAUGCUGCCAACUGUCUUGGUAUGGGAGUCAUAGGAAGUGUGUGCCGUGUCGACUGUCCCUUGUCUCUCCCCGCUCCCUGGGUGUCCAUGUCUCUCUGUGUCUCCAGGUCAGGAAAUCUCAGUCUGUGCCAGAUGUUUGUCUUUGUUCUGGAUCCUUAAUCUUAAUCAGGCACUUUGUCAGGGUGAUGACAGUCACUCAUACUAUCUCUCUCUCUCUCCCUCUCUCUCUCUCUCUCUCUCUCUCUCUCUCUCUCUCUCACACA
Megalops cyprinoides (Indo-Pacific tarpon) is the source of this 2690-nucleotide messenger RNA. RefSeq names its product solute carrier organic anion transporter family member 1C1-like. The coding region runs from base 222 to 2285 and encodes 687 amino acids. Gene Ontology annotation, biological process: sodium-independent organic anion transport; transmembrane transport. The transcript has 16 exons. Gene Ontology annotation, cellular component: membrane. Gene Ontology annotation, molecular function: protein binding. NCBI's taxonomy places the organism in Eukaryota, Metazoa, Chordata, Actinopteri, Elopiformes, Megalopidae. The record is from RefSeq and is a predicted model, not a curated record.